GGCUGAGGCAACGCAACACGUAGCAGUGGAGCAAUACUCUUAGCUAGCAAACGCGUAUAUCCGAGAGAGCCACUUGUGUGCACAAUAAUUGCUGCCCUCGACUGGCAGCCAUGGUGCGCCUCACCCUGGCCACAAGCUUGCUGACCACAGCAUUUGCCCUGGCACCCAGCGUCGGCACCGUGGUCAAGGGCAAUAGAAAAAUCACUGUCAUCGGUACCGCUCACACGCCCUCGAGGCGACAGCGCGAAGAGGUCGAAGCGCUCAUCGCCGAGGUCAAGCCGGAUGCGGUGCUCGUGGAGCUCGAUGCCGAAAGACUUGAAUUCGCCUGGAAUCAGCCCGAGGAGGCCUACGGCGGCGAGCUCGCAGCCGCUGUCCGCGCGGCCCGACGCAUCGACGCUCCUGUGGUGCUGGGCGACGCCUGCCGCCCGCUCCCCGCGGUUGUCGAGGCGCGGCCGCUCUUCGACCUCGAGCGGACGCGACGUGCGUGGCGAUUGCUGGUGAAGAAACCCGUCGCCACGGGAGUGGGUGUGGAGCGCAUCGACGUCGCGCAAGCGCUGGCGUCCGACCCCCGAAAGGCGCUGCCAUUGCUGUUCGCAGCCAGCGUCGGCGCGGUGGCGACCGCGGCCACGGCGCAAGCCACCCCCAUCGAUGCGCCGGUCAUCGAGGCAGCGGCGGACGCCGUCGCCAUCGCCUCUUCGAUAGUCUCGGCCCGCGUCGCGGACGUGUUGCUCGUGGCGCGUGACGAUGUGCUCUCCGAGAACGCACUACGCGCACUAGAUCUCGGUAGCCGCCUCCGGAGCUCGGCGUUGGAACGCCAUCGCUUUCGCUUCGGCACGGAUCCGGCCGAGUGCCGCUCGGCGGCGGCGCCGUUCUUCGCAAGUGAAGGACCAGAGCGGCCUUUUCUGACGCUACGGUCGCCGUUGAGCGUCGGCGAGCGCCGGCGCAUGAACCUGUUCGAGCCGCGCUGGUUGGCUCUCCUCGACAACAUCGCGGGUGAGAAUGGCGGCUCGCUGCUCGGCGCGUCGCUCGCCACGAUCCACGCGGCGAACCGCUGCUACCUGCGCGACGGCGACGGCGUCGACGCGGACGUUGUAGUUGAUCCGCACGGGGCUUGCGUGGCGAAAAUCGAGCGCGUCGAGGAGUCCAAGCGGCCUUCUGGGGCGCGGCGCGUCGCGGUGUGGCUCCGAGGCGUCGAGGCGGUGCGCGCGGAGGGGCUUGCUACGACCAACGCGGGUUUUCUCACCGGGCGAGUCGCUACCGACGCUUCUGACGACGACGAAGCGCCCGGAGGCGCGGCGUCCGUCGUCGCGGUCGUCGGCUUAGCUCACGCGAACCCGAUCCUGGAGCGCUGCGCCGAGCGAGGAUUGCUCUCUUCGCGCGAACGCGGCGGGAUUGACCAGGAGGUGGCGCGAGCGAUCGCGGAGCGAAAACGAGCCGCUGCGCUCGAGCCCCUUGCCUGGGAGGAGUACGACCGAGCGAAUCGGUAG
This is a messenger RNA of Pelagomonas calceolata, 1487 nucleotides long. Lineage: Eukaryota; Pelagophyceae; Pelagomonadales; Pelagomonadaceae. The record is from the annotation of a GenBank genome assembly.